AUGGACAACUCUUACAAGAUGGCGAGCUCAGACGUGGAUUAUUACGACACGGAGACCGUCACGGCGGACGAUGACAGCUUGACCAAUUCCACGACGAACAUGUGCGAAAUGCCAGGGUCCGCAGCACUGUCGUCGACACCGUUUGUGGCGCUCGUUGUCGUGUUGUACGGCGUCAUAAUGCUGGGGUCGGUGGUGGGCAACGGGCUCGUCGUGUACACCAUCACGGGGAACAGAGCAAUGCGCACAGUGACCAACCUGCUGCUGCUGAACCUCGCGCUGGGCGACCUGCUGCUUACGCUCGUGUGCAUUCCCUUCGUCGCGCUGCCGGUGCUCAUCUUGCAGCACUGGCCCUUCGGCCUGCUGCUGUGUCAGCUAGUCAGCUGCGUCCAGGGUAUCGGCGUGCUGGUGAGCGCGUACACGCUGAUCGCAGUGAGCGGGGACCGCUACCGGGCUCUACGCUGGCCACUGCGCGCGCGGCUUGAGGUUCGCGGUGCGCUGCGUUUCAUGGUCUGCAUCUGGUUGGCCGCCGCCAUCACAGCUGCGCCCAUCGGCAUCACGUCUCAGCUCUCGCAGCCGACCGAGUGGCAUCAGACCUGUAGCCGGUUUAUGUGCCGCGAGGAGUGGGCCAACGAGAGUCACCGCUACGCCUACACGUAA
Molecule: messenger RNA, 657 nt
Organism: Schistocerca piceifrons (Central American locust)
Lineage: Eukaryota; Metazoa; Arthropoda; Insecta; Orthoptera; Acrididae
Product: RYamide receptor-like
Exons: 2
Coding region: 1-657 (218 amino acids)
Biological process (GO): G protein-coupled receptor signaling pathway
Cellular component (GO): membrane
Molecular function (GO): neuropeptide Y receptor activity
Source: RefSeq, a predicted model, not a curated record